AAGAGGAAGUAGGAAAGGGACAGGAAGGGCAAGCAGAUCAGCUGGAGUGAGUGGAAGAGGAAGAGCAGUGGGUAGAGGAAGGGGAAUGGCCAGAGCAGGCAGAACAGCAGCAAGCAGUGGAGCAGAAACAAGUGUAGCAGUCAAAAUCAGCGGUAAAGCAGAAGUGAGUGGAGCUGCUGUUGGGAACAAAUCAGCAAGAGGAAGGAUGGCAGGUGGAAGGAGAGGCGCGACAAGAGCGGGAAGAACUGCAGGACCCAGCAGUGCAACCAGGGGUAGACAGGCAGCUAGAGGAAGAGGGACUAGAGCAGCACUUGGAAUCUCUGAAGAGGACAGAGUGAGGGUGGAGAGGCUGCAAGAGGAAAGAAGGUCACAGACCCAGGAGCAGAUCUGGAACAUGGAUCCAGAUGACGCUCGUAGACUCCUAGUCAGAGUCAUGGACAGAGAACCUGGCCUCAUCUUUGAUGUGCUCCAGCCAGCUGCUCAGGGAACAGAAAUACCAUUACAAUGUGUGCCUGGAUGGUGCAGCUGUUCAAGGUGCAGGGAAAUGGGAACUGACUUGGAGAAUAAAUGUUGUGGGAUGAUGGAGGCCACCUGCAUCAGUAGAUUGCCCCACAUGUCAAUGUUGAAAGCUCUCAAUCCACUUCAGUGGGAUUCAACUCAAGAUAAAGUCCACAUUACAGCAGCACUGGGCUUCCAAAGCAAGGGGAUGAAACAACAGGUUUGA
Molecule: messenger RNA, 724 nt
Organism: Carassius auratus (goldfish)
Lineage: Eukaryota; Metazoa; Chordata; Actinopteri; Cypriniformes; Cyprinidae
Exons: 3
Coding region: 86-724 (212 amino acids)
Source: RefSeq, a predicted model, not a curated record